CUCAAUUCCCCAGUCCACCUUUUUUUCUUUUUCACUAUUUAUCUCGAGAUCAUGGCCGCUACCAUACCGCAACAUCUCCAGAUCAUCAACACCUCAUACCCCGCCCAGGAUCGCGGCCAUGAUGCCGACAGCGACGGCCCUCUGUUCAGUCGCUUCUCCCAGCUCCCACCCGAGCUGCGGCUGCGCAUCUGGCAUUCCUCGCUCGAGGACCACCGCCGCUGGCUAAAGAUCGACAUCGCCACCGGGCCCCUGGCCCCUCCGGUCCUGUACACCCCUCCAGCCGCCGCAGCCGCCCCCGAGAUCCCGGCGUACUCGACGCGCAACCAGCUCGGCAACGUGAUCAGCGGCCGCAGCUACAUCGCCAGCACGCGAGGCCUGCAGCUCCACAGCAAGCUGCUGCGCACCAGCCGCGAGGCCCGGGGGGCGGCGCUGCGGUUCUACCGCGUCCACAUCCCGCUGCACUUUUGGGCGGAUCCUGUCGACAGGUACCUGCCCCUCACCACGCUCGACAGGCACGUGCCCGUGCUGAGGGGCACGCUGUACUCGAAUCCCGAGCACGACGUCGUCCAGCUCAGCUCGACGGCCCGCGGCGACGCGGACGACCAACAUCCGCUCCUGGACUUUAUCCACGACCUGAAAGCUUACGACCCGCGAGGGAUUGGGAUUUGCAAUUUGGCGCUGGGCAGCUGCGGCAUGAGGGACCUGCACUCCCUCGCGAAGCAGCGCCUGGAUGCCCCCGCGGUGGAUGCAUUCGUCGACUGCGUUUCGCGGCUGCAGGGCAUCAUCUGGAUGGCCGAGUCCUUUUCCGGUCGGGCCUUUGUGGGGUGGAGGCUGAGUCUGCCUCGUGCCGGCGUUCAUUUCAACCAUUCAAUGCCCAUCAGAGGCGCCAGCCCCCGAUUCGACCUCGUCGGCCGAGACCCUCGGCCGGUCGGCCCUGAGCUGAAACACGUCGUGACCACCAGCACCAACCCUCGGCAAAUGCACAUCUGGUGGCAUGAACUGCUAGAAAGGUGGGAAAUCCGCCCAGUUCGGCCCAUCAAGGAGCGGGUUCUUUUUGCUCACAGGACAGAUUGGCCCAGUGCAAAAGGUGAAGUAUGGGAUGCACAAUCGGCCCAUGACUUUCUCAAGGAGGAAGAGAACAGCUGGAUCAAGAGCCAGUUGAGCCAGCAUGGUUUCAUCCGGCAACUUGCUGGAAGGGUCCCGAUUGAAGGCCCAAAUGAGCUUGCGAAUGCCACCAGGCCGGCCGUCGGGUUCUGGCUAUUUCCCGUGGAAGCUUUGGGAGACGAUGGUGAAAGAGUCGUCGAUGGGACGCCUAGGAGGAUGUUUGACCUUACGGGCCAUUGGCCAGAACUAGCACUGUCACGCCUCUGGUGAACAGGUCCCUAGUUUGCCUGGUUACCGAAGAAGCCGCUUUUUGGCUAAACCAGCAUGGAAUAAGCGUGCAAGGCCUCGAAUACAUUGCGUUCCCCAAACGCUUCAAGACAUCCGGUCCCUCAAGAGCCAUAAUGCGUAGUACGGAGAGAUGGCGGAACAUUUUUAUCAACUUUCCCGGGGACAUGCGCCGACCACAAAGCACUGAAGGCAGCGCUCCUAGACACCAAGUUGCAGGCUGCUGACAGCUGCCUAUUCAGCAGCGAAAAGUGAUGCGCAACACCAGUCGACACAUUUUGGAUUUAUUUUCCUGGUCAUUGUAACUGUUUGGAACAAUGGCACAAUUGAUUCAGGGUGCGGCAUAGAUACGUUCGUUGUGCAGUGAGGCCAGGGUGCGUAUUUG
Molecule: messenger RNA, 1774 nt
Organism: Pyricularia oryzae 70-15
Lineage: Eukaryota; Fungi; Ascomycota; Sordariomycetes; Magnaporthales; Pyriculariaceae
Exons: 1
Coding region: 52-1374 (440 amino acids)
Source: RefSeq, a predicted model, not a curated record